AGUUAAUCCACUCAUAACUAAAAGAAGAAGAUAAUCGACUGGCGUUAUUUGUUGUGAUUUUAAUAAGUAGCCUUCGUAGAGGAAGAGGAAUCAUCAUCAUCUUUAUGAACUAACAUAACCAGAAGACAGGAUUAGUGAAACAUCAACACACGGCCCUGUGCAGGCUCUGUCAGUGCCUUCCAACCUGUCCAUCCGGGGUGGCUCUUGUUGUAGUGGGACAGGAGGGAAACGCGGCAGGCAUAGAGACGGUAGGAAAGGAUGCCUCUGUUCUUCAGAAAGAGGAAACCAAGCGAGGACUCCCAGAAGAGACUGGAAUAUCAGCUGUGCAGGUCUAAGGAGGCCGGUGCUGAUGACAUCCUCGACAUCUCAGCUUGUGAGGUCUCAGAGGUUCCCUCCAGUGCCUUUUCCAUUUGCAAGGUGCUUCAAAAGAAGGUUCUCAUCCUCCAUAACAAUGAGCUGAGGUCAUUGCUGCCCAAAGGAUGUGACAUCCGCACUCUUGCCACUUUAAAGGUUUUGGAUCUGCAUGAGAACAAGCUCACUUCACUCCCAGAAGACAUUGGGAAGAUGGCAUCACUGCAGAUUUUGAAUGUGGAGAAGAACCGCCUAAAGGACCUGCCACAAUCCAUCGGGGAUUUGCGGCUUCUGCAGACACUCAAUUUAAAGGGUAACUGUCUCAGUGAGCUGCCAUCCUCGAUUGGUUCUUUGAGCAGCCUGCGUACCCUGGACCUGAGUGACAACAACAUCGUCCAGCUCCCUAAAGCUCUGGUCUAUAUACGCACCCUAGAGAGCUUUACCCUUGAUGCUGAUAUGAUGUCCUACCCGCCUGCGGCUGUGUGUACAGACGGCACAGAGAGCAUCCAGCGCUUCCUAUGCACCGAGCUGGGAGAGGAGUACUGCCCUCCAUCCCAAUAUCUCCUGCCGGUGCUAGAGAAUGAGUGUGGCAAACAGAACUCUGACUGUUUGGAUGGCCUGGAGGAGGCGUGGCAGAACAAAUUCAGUGACUACGAGAAGAGAAAGGAGCAGAAGCAGCAGGCAAAGCUGGCCUUCGAGUGGCACCUUGAGGAGAAGAAAAAAGAGCACACCCAGCUCAUACUCAUGAACACCUCACGCAAGGAAAACAUUCUCCACUCAGUCCGACAGGAGCAGGAGCGUCUGGAGCUGGGGGUCAGCCAGCAGCAGAGAGCUCAGGAGGCAGAGAGGCUGCUGGUGCUGGAGAAAGUCCGACAAGCUGAAGACAGCAUCAGCAGUCGCAUCAGCAACAUGCUGAUGGACAAAAUCAGGCAGAAAAAAACUGCAGAGUUUCUUCAAGCCAUGGAAGAAGAUCGAAUCCGCAUGGAGCAUCUGACUGCCAUCACACAGGAAGAAGCCAUUUCACUGAAGAAGAAGGAAGUGGCCGUGGCCAUGCAGAAGAUGCUGUCAGACGGCUGUGCUAUGGACCUUCUCCAGGAGGCCAGUGACUUUCGCAGAGAGAACCUGGUGUCUGAGGCUUACAGAAGUAUGGAGAAUAUGGACAGGAAGUUUGAUAAAAUGCUGUCCCUCCAAGUUUUGGACAAAUCUAAAGCUAUUGCCCACAUCUUACAGGAGGAGGAGAUGCAGAAAGCAGCGUUCCAGGCCCUGCAGCUGCAGAAAGACGCUGUACACGGCUACAUCCGCAACCAGAUCAAGCGCAUAGAGAGUGAAUUAAUGCAGCUGACUAGAUUGGAGAUUAAAAGACGCAAUCUGGAUGCUGAGAACUUGCAGGAGGUUCUGGUGGAGCAGCGAACAGCUCUCAGUGAUUUGUUGCAGCAGCUGCUGAAGCAGAGAGACCAGAGAGAGCAGGAGCUGCGGCAGGUUCUGGCAGAGAUGGAGCUGAAGUCGGAGUCCAACCAGCAGAACUACUGGAUGAUUCAGUACCAGAGACUGUUGGAUGCCAAACCCCUGUCACUGCGCAUGCAGGAAGCAGGCCUGGAGAAAGAGUUGGUCAACCUGAUAUGCAAACUGUCAGCUCAGCACUACCUGCCUAUCCUGGCUCAUCAUCGACUGACAACUGAGGCCCUUUACCACAUGACCUCCUCUGACCUCAAGAAGAUUGGCAUUAAUGAAAUAGGAAUCCAAAAUGCUCUUCUGAACUGGGCUCUGGAACGCUACCCUGAAGGAGCUUUUAAGGUUGUUCCGCAGGACGAGGAGGCGGAGGUCGCCUCCACUGCUAUGUCUCCUUGCUCCCCUCAGGUGCUUCCCAGCACCUCCACCUUUCAGAUCCCCAGCCCACCACUCACCCCAGGGACCCCCGUCACCCCCUCAGCCCCGAGCCCUGUGGAGGGACCAGGGAGCUCAGAGUGUGUGGUCUGCAUGGAGACUGGGUCUCAGGUCAUCUUCCUGCCCUGUGGUCAUGUAUGCUGUUGUCAGUUCUGCAGCGGCGCUCUGCAGAACUGCCCUCUGUGUCGUAGCAACAUAUCCCAGCAUGUACGCCUUUACCAUAGCUAGGACCCACUACACUCUGCUGUAAACGGUACUUUGUAAUGUAUAUGCUGAAACAAAUCGGAAUAGAAUUACUUUAUUGGUGUUUUGUGUUGUAAGUGGUGUCCAAGCCUGUUUUUUUUUGUUGUUCUUUUAAAUUCAAUAUUGUUUUGAUUUUUGCAUUAUAUAUUAAGAGCCAAGCGGACUACACCACUCACUGGUUGAAGACUGUAUGUUCUUUGCCUUAUAAUAGUUUCUAAAUUGAUGUGUGCCUUUUUCUGGGAAUCUCUUUUUUAAACAAUACUAAUUGUCUGUGUAUGCGAGUUAACUAAACAUAAUGUAUUGAUUGUUAUCAUCACUGAUGCAAUGUUGCUCUUCAAUAUUCUUUUAUUUAUAUCACUGUUUUCAGUGUGAUAAUCUGGAACACAAAGAAAUUGAAAUAACCUAAUGUCAGUUUAGUUUGAGUUGUUUGUCCUGCUCAUAUUCAGUUGUGUCACGUUUUCUCUGGCUUUUUAAAGUCAGAGAAAAGAAGAAAAAAAGAACCCUUUCUCAGCUCGGAGACUACUGGAGUUUAAAAUCAUUAGUGUUUACCCAAAUGAGUUUCUUAAUGGGAAAUGUAGAAUCAAGUGAUUUUGGAGCUUGCCCUAUACUGAGGACAAAAAGACAAGAUUUCUCAUUGUAACAGGUGCUAUGCUGUCACAUGCAGGUUCCUUCCCCCCAGCACCAAAGGAUGAGCAUACAACUGAAUAUGUUUCGGAAUAUUCUUUAUUGUCCAGACUGUGUCUCUGCUCCACCUGUGCGCGCCAUAUAUAAGGAAGUGUCACUCUGGCCUUGAUUUGCUGCAGCUGAGGCCAAUUAGGCCUCCUCCUGGCACCUGUUCCCCAAAUCACUCCCCCACACCCCUCCGCAGCUGAGCAUAACCACGCCCCAGCCACCACACUCAUCCUCUAAUGCGUUAAUGUUGGCCAUUUUUUUCUUAAAACUCUUUCUUACUAUUUCCACAGCUUUAUGAAAGUGAAUGUGAAUGAAAGAGCAAUGCUAUAUUGAUGGACUACCUCUUUAAAAUCCAUUUGAUAAUAAAAUAGGUACCUCCUCAGGUCCCAAUUGUGCUUCGGCUGUGCAUAUAAUCAUAUAUAUAUAUAUAUAUAUAUAUAUAUAUAUAUAUAUAUAUAUAUAUAUAUAUAUAUAUAUAUAUAUCAUAAUCAUCUCAAAACAAAGUUAAACUUCUUAAAAUGACCAGAACCCAUCUGACCCAGACAGUCUAUCUGGGCCUUUCAGGGACUCUUAUGGGGUUCCCUCGACAGAUGGUAAUCCAGCCUUGGACCCCACUUUAGUUUCUGUCUCACCUAUUUCUGACUUAUCUUCUGAUCCCUUUCUUAUUUGAAAUGCUAUAUGUGGUGCAUAUGUAUGAACUAACAACACCUCACCUGUUUGUUGCCAUCACUGAUGCUUUUAUUAUACUCUUUCAAGUGCUCUUAACUUAAACAUCCCAGCAUGUAUCAGGAAAUAUCUUUACUUACUGUAUAUGACUGUUAAAUGUAGUGUGUUAGAGAUUUCACUUCUAUACAAAUCUGACAUUUCACCUGACUGAUGUAUAAUAAAUGUGAUGUCACCUUGGUCGAUGUACUAUUCCUCUACAGGCAGCCACCUCUGGACUUGUACUGUAGAAACUAUGAUGCUGUUGAGUGUGAAGGUCUGAGCUGGUAUGCUGGUGUGUUUUCAAAAAGUAUGGAUUUAUUGAGCCAAACAUGAAACCAACAUAUUGACCAAAUUAGCUUUGAACUUCUGUGACCAUACUCAGGCUAUGCUAACUCAUAGCAGGAACUGAAUAAACUGACUGACUGCAUUACAAGUAUAAUCUAAGAUACUGCCAAUAACAAGUAAACAAUCUGUAUGAUAUAUGAAACACAA
Cyclopterus lumpus (lumpfish) is the source of this 4347-nucleotide messenger RNA. RefSeq names its product leucine rich repeat and sterile alpha motif containing 1 (gene lrsam1). The transcript has 26 exons. The coding region runs from base 259 to 2463 and encodes 734 amino acids. The record is from RefSeq and is a predicted model, not a curated record. Lineage: Eukaryota; Metazoa; Chordata; Actinopteri; Perciformes; Cyclopteridae. Gene Ontology annotation, molecular function: protein binding.